Molecule: messenger RNA, 4137 nt
Organism: Leptinotarsa decemlineata (Colorado potato beetle)
Lineage: Eukaryota; Metazoa; Arthropoda; Insecta; Coleoptera; Chrysomelidae
Gene: disp
Product: RND transporter family member dispatched
Source: RefSeq, a predicted model, not a curated record
UGACAUGUAAUUUCGUACCAGAUCGGGAAUUUUCGUCAUCGAAAAAUUCUUUUACUUUUGAACUGUUUUCUUUCUUGUGUUUAAAUAAUAAACAAAUAUGAGAAAAAAUUCAUGGAAUACCUAACGCAACAAUUCAUAAAUACCAUUUGAUCGUCAAUCCGAUGUUCAAGAUUGAAUACAAAAGAAAUCGGAUCCAAACCAGAAAAAUGUAAUGUAACAUUCAGUGAGUUCAAAAUUUGAAAAAACACCCUGGUCGAUGUUUUCCUGAUUUUAAAGGAUGAAUUUAAGCUGGUUUGCUAACAUUCUCGUUCAUCAUCCCUUUAUUAUUUUAUCAGCUGUUGCAGUAUUUUCAGGAACAUGUAUUGUGAUACCAUUUACUUUGAAAUCCGUCACUUUCCCAAGUUUCCAAGACCCUCAGUUGGGGUUUUCAACAAGAGGUACAACAAUUUCUAACCGUCUUACUACUUGGGCUAAUUUAAUUAAAUCUACAAGGCCUUCAGGUGACUUCACUACAAACCCAAAGGAAUAUUUAAAACAUCGGAAUAGAAAUCAUUCCAGUCUUCUACCCAAACAUAAAAGCAAACCAAGAAACCACAAUAAGCCCAAAGAAACCAUAAAUGGAACUGUGUACGGUGUCUUGGUACAGAACAUUGAUUCCAGUGAUUUGGACGAACAGGACAGAUGGAAAGCUCUCCAAAAUCUCACACCUAAGGUAGAACUAUUUCCUGAUGAUUCAGAAGAGAAUUUUUUCUGUGGCAGUCCAGCAUUGACGACUUCGGUAGCAUUUUUAGGAUCUUACGUCAGCUCAGUAACUGCAGUGAGCUGUUUCAGAGUUUUCUUCAUAGCAAUGGUUUUGGUGUUUCUGAAGCUCUUUGUGAGCUUCGUCACGCUGGAACCCGAUUUGAAAAAAAAUUUACCUUUUUUUACUGAGAAAGCACUAUUGAUAUUAGUCAAACGAUUAGAACAUGAAUUAUUAAAUUUAAAAUUUUAUGAUGACUUGUGUAUUCAAAAUACAAAGUCCAAGAGGAGGUGUUGCAAACCCUGGUCCCUUCCAAACUAUAUUGCUCUUUUCAAUAAGAGAACUUCAUGUCUCGCUAUCACGGAAGAAGAUGUAACCAGAACAAAACAAAUUUUAGUGAAAUGUGCUCAAUACUUUCAUGCUCUGGAACUCAAUUCAGAAUGUUUGACAAAAACACGUUAUUGUGAAGCUCCAAUAGAGUGUCUGCGACAUGAUGCAGUUUUCAAUAUUUUGAAUUUUUUGACGAGCACUUCCUUCCUUCCAGAGAAUAAUACAGAAGAGUCAUCAGAAUUGAAAGAAGUGAUGAUAUUUUUGCCGCUUGCCAGCAGUACAGCCAUUUUACCAUAUUAUCAUGAAUUAGAGAAGCUCACUUUAGAAUAUGACGGAAUAAAGGUGGUGGCAAUGGAUUUUGGAAUAGCAAUUCGACUUUCGAAAAAAGAAUUUUUACUUUGUGUUGUAAAUAAGGUUAUUUUUGCUGGUACAGCUGUGGUAGCUAAUUACUUUUUGAUGAUGACUUGGUUUCCUGCAUGCCUUGUAAUUUGGGAGCGGUCAUGUUUUUCCAACGACGCGUUUUUUCGGAGUUGUUUCAUGGUUUGUUACCAAAGAUGGUGCUGCAUCAAGCCUCAAUGGAAUUUGUCUGCAGGAUGGUGCCAGUGUUUAUUUUUUCAAAGAUUUUGGAAAGCCAAAGAGAAGUGGCUACUGGAUUUUGUGAUACGAUUCAAAUUUGUUUGGUUUCUACUACUAUUCACGAUAGCAAUCAUGAGUGGUUUUAUAGUAUUGGUUUAUCCGAAACUUCAUUUACCAAAUACAAAUGAAUUUCAGUUAUUUGCAACAUCACAUCCAUUUGAGCAAUACGAUUUCAGAUAUAAAACACACUUCUGGUUUAACCGCCCUGAGAAGUUAGAGCAAGCAAGCUACAAACUUCCAUUGAGAUUUGUAUGGGGAGUACUUCCUAUAGAUAAUGGUGAUCAUUUGGAUCCUUCAAACUUAGGUAGCCUAACGCUUGAUCCAACAUUCGACGUGUCUGAACCAGAAUCCCAAGAAUGGCUUCUAAAUUUCUGUCAAAAACUCAGACAACAACCCUUUUAUCAAUCUAUGCUGGGGCCUCUACUACCAAACUGUUUUAUAGAGACGUUUAUGAAAUCAAUGGAACGGAAAUGUUAUGACUCAUUCACAAGUAAAGAUAGAUCUCCAUGUUGUAAAACAUCCAAGUUCCCAUUCAACAGAAGUGUAUUCAAUGAAUGCAUUAUUGAUGAAAUAGCUGAUAUUUAUGAAACCCCAAUAGACCUACUAAGUCCUGGUAUGGCAGGUCCGAAAUUUUCAAAAGACCAAACUCCGACAAUAAAAGCUGUUAUAGUAGAAUAUGAUAGUAAUUAUAGUUACUCAAUGUCUUACGAACAAAUGAACGAAUUCUUCAACAGAGUAGAAGAUUGGAUGACUGAAGAAUUGAAAACUGCACCUGAUACAAUGAAAAAUGGUUGGUUUAUCAGUGAACUAGAAUUCUAUGAUUUACAAAGAGAACUGAGUGUGAGCACAGAAAUAGCUGUUGUUAUGUCCAUGAGUUUAGCUCUUGUAGUGUUAUUCUUCUCUACACUGAAUAUUUUGACAAGUUUGUAUGCAAUUAUCACAAUAACGAGCAGUAUUUUUGUUACAAUGGCAGUAUUAGUAAUGCUAGGUUGGAAACUGAAUAUCCUGGAGUCCACAGCAGUUUCCACUGCCAUAGGUUUAACAGUUGAUUUCAGUUUACACUAUUCGGUUAACUAUCGUAUGUGUCCGGAAACAAUAGCAGUUGACAGAGAAGCUGCAACAAGGCAUGCACUGAGUUAUAUGGCUGGCCCUGCUUUUAUGGCAGCUAUUACCACUGGUGCUGCAGGUGCAUUUAUGUUACCAUCCUUAAUCCUUCCAUAUAUUCAAAUUGGCAUAUUUCUUGUACUGGUAAUGUGCGUGAGUUGGAUUUAUGCCACAUUCUUAUUGGGCUCCCUGUUAGCCAUUAUCGGCCCCCCUAAGAACUGUGGACAGUUCAAAUAUUCACGAAUUAUUAGUUGUUUGGGGAAAUCGAAACGAGUACAGGAGAGACCCUUGCCAACCCCGUCUAUCAUUCCAGAUAGUCAUGAAUUGGAGGCUCUUACAUUCUCUAAACGAGACAGAUAUACACCAAAAACUCUAAGGCGAUCAUUGAGCUCAGGAGGAGCUCGAUUCACUCCAAGUAAAUAUGUGUUUACCGAUCAGUCUCCUUCCGCAACCAGUGCUAUAACUAUCAUAAUGGCUGAUGACAAUUAAAUGUAACCUAUUAGGACUAAAUGUUCUGUGAUAUAUAUUUUUUAAUUUUAUUUAUUGUCGUUGUCGAUUAUAUUUCUUCUCUCAUCAUUUGUGUUGAGAUAUACACUGUGACACACGUAAAUUAAGACACCCCUGUAUUUUAUUCAUUUUGGAACGCAGAUAUUUGAUUUUUGGUACAGGCAUAGACCUUCAUGGCCGCACUUUUUGCAAUACUUAUCUUGAGUGACAGCCUUAAACCCAGCUCACUGUGCUCCUACAAAAAAGGGCAAAUUCUCGAUAUUUUGCUUCGCGUUGAUGAUACGAAUAUUUGGAAAAGUUGCUUCGAAAUCUAUUUCGACCUUACAUUCCGAAUUUCAACGCAAAAUUAAGUUUUGUUUGUUUUUUUUUGUAAUUUUCAUAUUCAAGUCCGAUUUCCAAUUAAUGGUUCUGGUUCUUAAUGGAACUUCGAAAUUAAUGGCUGGCACCAUCACCAAAUAACCUUAUUAUUUCAACUUUUUCUCGGGAAUUACUGUUUAUGACACAUUUAUUUCAAACUGACAUUUAGGGUACAAAUAGUUCAUUUGUUUACAUGACACUCUAGCCCAAAUUGCAAACUGUUGAAACACAAAAUAUGAGACUGCUUUGAAACAUUGAGAAUGACGAUUUCCAUCCAAAAUUAGUCAAAUUUGCAACCAAUCAUAUUCAACAGGAAAAUGAAAAAUUUCUCCAAAUUGGAGAUAGGCUAUUAAAGGAGACUAAAUUCGAUCAAGGUACAUUUGAAAAAAUAAGAAUUUUCAAUUUGAGUCAUUGAAUACAAUUAUUUCAUUGAUUUUGACUCUUUGUUAUAAUUUCUGUAGCUU